This is a messenger RNA of Chilo suppressalis (striped riceborer), 2060 nucleotides long. The record is from the annotation of a GenBank genome assembly. Lineage: Eukaryota; Metazoa; Arthropoda; Insecta; Lepidoptera; Crambidae.
AGACAUUUUGUGAAUAUGGGCGAAUGUUUAUAAAAAAAUCUGAGACGUAUACACAUUUUACUUCGUAUUUUAGACGGUAGGCCUUCAAACCUACACGCAGCAUAAUUUUCAAGGGACAUGGAAGACGAAUUAGAAGAUAGAGUUGUGCACCAAACCUACCUUUCUUUUAUGAAAGUUUUAUCACGUUUCACAAGCAGUGUUCCAUUUGAUGCUCCCGUGAGCUAUUUAUGGAAAAUGGUCCGUCUUUAUUUACUUCGAUCUGAAGUUGUAGUGUUCACUUUAGGUAUAUUAUUAUUUUUAAUGUAUUUGCAAACGAUAGAACUAUGGAGUCGCACCCUUUUAAGUCGUUUAUCUCAAGCCAUGAGUCCUAUGGGAGCGGUCCAAAGGAUGAAGUUCAUGGAAGGGUCUGAAGCGGACAAGCAAAGCUGGGAAUUGAAAGGUACUUUGAGCGCAGCUUAUGCAAUUAAAGGGAGGAGAAUGCAUAUGGAAGACAGGUUUAUUAUCAACGAAAACAUUAACAACACAGGAAUCUCUCUCUUUGCUAUAUUCGAUGGGCACGGUGGAGAAUUUGCAGCAAAUUACGCGAAAGAUCACCUUAUUCAAAAUCUUUACAAUAAAAUUGUGGAAAUAAAUGCAUUCAAGGAUGGCAAGAUCCUUAGCACCCCACCCAAAGAGAAUCCAGAUGACGCAAAACCAAAGGAACAAGAAAAUACUAUUAACAUAGAAAGGAAGACUAGUUUUAAAAAGUCUAUCAGUGCAGCUGAUGACACUUCCCGUAAGGAAAUCACAGAUCCAGAAAUAUUGGCACAACUUUCUAAAGCUAGGCCUAUAACAAGAGAGGUGAGACCAACAGUCAAACCCCUAAAAAAUAUUGUGAUCCCAAUUUCCUCCUACUUAGACAAAGGAAAGAUAAACUAUGGAAAGCUUCUUACUGAUGAGGUAUUGGCAGCUGAUCGAUUACUCGUAGAAGCAGCAAAGAGGUCUAUGAAUGUUGCUGGCACCACAGCCCUAAUUGCUAUCAUGGAAAAUAAUCAUUUGAUUGUUGCUAAUGUUGGAGACUCCAGAGGAGUCAUGUGUGACUCACGAGGCAAUGCAAUACCUGUGUCUUUUGACCAUAAACCACAACAAGUAAGAGAACAAAAGAGAAUUGAAGCUGCAGGAGGAUACAUUGCUUUUAAUGGUGUUUGGAGAGUAGCAGGUAUACUGGCAACAUCACGAGCUAUGGGCGAUUAUCCUUUAAAAGAUAAAAAAUUUGUCAUUGCCGAUCCUGAUAUUCUUACAUUUAAUUUAGAUGACCACAAGCCUAUGUUUUUAGUAUUAGCUUCUGAUGGCCUAUGGGAUACAUUUACAAAUGAAGAAGCUAUUAAAUUCAUUAAAGAACGUUUAGAUGAACCUGAUUUUGGUGCCAAAAGCUUGACACUUCAAGCAUACUAUCGAGGUUCUGUGGACAACAUUACUGUAUUAGUUAUCAAUUUCACAAAUGAUAGAAUUGCUACAGCAAGUAAGACAGAGUAAUAUUGAAAUUGUGAACUUUCCACACUGGGAAGACAUUUUACCUUUAUGAAACCUUCAUAUUAAUAUUGACAUAUGUAUAAGAAUCAAAUUAUAAUAAUGUCAUCAAAGUAUAAUGGUGUAACCAUCCAAAAGUAUGUUUUGAACAUUUUGAACUUUGACAUUAUACAAAUAUUACAGUUUCUUAAAUGGGCUAAGUACUACAAUAGAUUAUUAUUAGAUUACAAUAAUAUGUAACUAAUGGAAGCUUGCAUUGUGUCUAGGCAAACACCAGCGAUAAGUACAUUGUAAUUUUAAAACUAAGUAAUAAUUUGGUAUUUAUUUUUAUAUCACAUAUGAACUGCAGUGUUUUUUUAUUACUAUGAAAAGAUUCAGAUUGAAAGAAGGAAAAAUAGGAAUGAACAAAAAUUGAAAAAUCAGUAUAUGCCUUGGCAUAAUGUAAGUACACGAUUGUUGUUGUGGUGUGGUGUUAGUAUUGUGAAAAGAGAUUUGCAAUCAUAAACCUAGAAUAUAAUUAUAAAUUAUCAAUUUCAUAAAUUGGUUAAGGA